Messenger RNA from Homarus americanus (American lobster), 1020 nucleotides. RefSeq lists its product as uncharacterized. The record is from RefSeq and is a predicted model, not a curated record. Gene Ontology annotation, molecular function: nucleic acid binding; ATP binding; protein serine/threonine kinase activity. Gene Ontology annotation, biological process: mitotic DNA damage checkpoint signaling; protein phosphorylation. Lineage: Eukaryota; Metazoa; Arthropoda; Malacostraca; Decapoda; Nephropidae. Gene Ontology annotation, cellular component: nucleus.
CUGUUACGACGUUCACCAAGAAAGCAAUGUGCCAUUCCUGUUUCUCCAAAGAAAGAAAACUUUGGAGCAGUAAUUAAGGUGGAACAGCACAGUACUCCUAAAAAGAUUCAACAAAACCCAGUCCCACAAGAAGCAGUGCUGGAUUCUCCAAGCAAACACACCAGAAAUGCAGAGGCUUAUCGUAAGAGGGAGACUCAAAAUAAUGACCUUGGUAUUAACAACAUUCAUCAGGUUAAAAAUGAGACAGUACAAAAUUUGAGAAGAUCACCGAGGAAAUUGUGUUCCACCACCAUUCCUAGCAUUCCAUUGGAAGGACUUGCCAAACAUCUACAGGAUGUCACCACACUACAUGAUAAGAAGCAAAGACGUGUAGCAAAUGCAAAUUCAGCAACCACUGCAAGAAAUAAAAAAGGGAAAGAAGAAGACAGUAGUCCAAAUACUUGGAAAUUACGACGUAAACCUGGGAGUGCUGGAGCCCCUUCUGCAGCUAGGAAUUCUCACCUGCUUGGACAACAGGCUGAGGCGCAUGCUUCUGCCUUUCAGACCAAUAUUUUACAUUGGCUGUUUCUCAUCCAACUUCGGGGUCAGAAAGUCACUUUUUGCUGGGUACCGGCCCAUGUAGGGGAGAAAGGGAAUGAGCGCGUUGAUGCUUUGGCGAAAGCAGCUGCUUCUCGCCCUGUGGCACAUCGUUCACUUCUACCUCCCUCUGAUAUGAAGCGAGCAAUAAGAGCUGCUAUCCACUCAAGUUGGCACCACAGGUGGGAUGCUGUUGGAGCAAACAAGCUCCACAACAUCUACCUUGCAUUGGGUGCCUGGAGAUGUCAGGGACUGUCACGCCGCCAGGAGACUGCUUUGGCCCACCUCCGUAUUGGCUACACACGACUGACUCAUGGCUUUUCAAUGGAGAGGGCGCCCCCUCCCCAUUGUGAUGACUGCCUGGUCCCAUUGACUGUUCGACACAUCCUGGUGGAAUGCCCCAGUCUCAGAGAUCUUCGUCAUAAGCACCUCUCCCAGUGCUGA